GUUUUUCUUUCUUUCUUUCUUUUUUUUUUUUUUUUUAGAGUCAGACAAGUACAACACCAGAAAAGAUUAACAAACUCAGUAAUUAUUAUUUGGCAUUAAUACAAAAUUCCAAAGGCGAGGGGAAGAUGCAUUUUUUAAAAAUUCACCAGCUUUAAAGUUCAAAGGAAAAAAGGCCAAUAGUUGUUUUCAUCAAGAGCAGCUGUACAUUUCACAUAAUUGUUUCAAAAGAAAGACUAUUAACAACAGUGUCUGUUUAAUGCUGCAAGUUUACAGCAAAGACAAAACUAAAUAGCAAAUUCACAAGGCAAUACUUCCACAGAACUAUCAUCCCAUGUCUCAUGCAGUGCCUAAAAGAUGCUCUCAAUUGGAUAUACAAGUAUAAUUCACAUUAAAAAAAAAGAGAAGAAAUGUAAAUGUGACACACAGAUACAUUAAAGGCUGAGUAGUAAUGAGUGGUUUUAGCAUUUGCCUUUUUGAGAGGAGAAUAUGUUUGUCAUCAAGCACUUGAAUCCUUUCCCCAGGUCACUACAGGAAAAGAUAUUUUCACUAAAGUGCAUCAGCACACUGAGAGCAACACACCACCACAGCGGUUAAUUUUGGAAAGGCUGCUGUAACCUCCACUAGUGACUGACAUUUAACAGAAGACAGAUUGAAGCAGGCAGCAACAUUGAAUGCUUUAUCAGGGCAACUGCUGAAGGUCUUCUCUCUGGAUCUGGACGAAUCAUAAAUUUGAGCAACUCUGCAAAUUCUUGGAAAAGCCUGUGUAGUAUCUGAGAUGUGCCUUUCGUCUUCCGACAUGAGUGAGAGGCCUCCCCAGCGAUGUGGAAUUCUUGGGUAUGUCUUUAUCAGGAGCCUGAAAAUGGACCAGUACCCCCAGUCAUCUUCAUCCCCUUCUUCAGAGGCUGCCUUGGGGAUUGAGGUUUGAGACAUGGAAAUAUUACCAGGUUACAUGUCCAUGUGAAUCAAAGACAUCGAAUGAAUAUACCUCAAGUACCGGCCAACUUGCAGAAGGAGAUCCUUCACCUCUGCUUGUUAAAAGUAACUUGUGAUUCUGGAAUUUUUACUUGUAGCAUCAACUGACCUUCCACCAUCACAAUAUCCAUUCUGUGGAAGCAUAUGAGCAUCUGCCCAAGCAGACAAGUGUCAAACUCCGCGAAUGCUGUCCGAGCACUGCGUGAGCAUACACUUCUCUGAAAGCGUUCUGCUCAUCAACAGAGCCAGCCAGUGACUUUUCUGAUCGCUUAAUGCACCUAUCCAGUCUCUCCACAGGCGGACCCUGGGUCUGCCAGGGGUGCUGGCGUCGGGGUGGCCCUGGCACUGUCCCUAGCCCCAUUCUCCAGCCCGUGCAGCACCAUGAGGUGGGACGCCUGGGCGUGUCCUGGGCUGUGGCCCACCUGCGACACCAGCUGCCUGCAGGGCCAGACCCAGCUCCACCCCUCGGGGCUCCGCGGCUCAGGGCUCGCCCAGGGCGCUGGGCCCAGCUUCCUCUUCGCCGCCCACGGUGUCCGCUCCGGCCCUGGCUUGACCGACGGCUACUGGUCCGGGUGUGGCUCGGGCUCGGGGCGCGCCCCUCCCAUCUCUGCAGGGUCCGCGUCCUCGCCGCUGUUGGGCCCCGCCGAGACCCCCGGUGGCCCUGGCUCCAGAGGCUACAGCGUCGCCAUCUCCGGGCAGACUGGGGCUGCGCAGCGCGGCCUGGGGUGCGGGCAGCGGGGCCCCCGGGACCUGCUCAGAACCGCGGGUCCUGGGGCCGCCCGCCCCGCACAGCUCCAAGCGAGUUUGGGGAGGGAGAUACACUCUCAGCCCAUCUCGCCGUGCCCGACAGCGCGCAUCAGGAGGGCAUCAAAGGUGUUUUAGUAGAGUGGCAGUGGACAGCGGCAUCCAUGCAGAAGGAGCAGCUUGUGGACAGAGUCACAGGCUGGUUAACUGGUGACAAAUUCCUGAAGGUGCCUGACAAAUUCAAGGAGAACCUGUUCCCAGAUCAGCUGGGGUCUGGGUUUUGUGUUCGCCUUUUCUCAAUGCUCCAGUGAGGCAGGACAGUGGGGCCAGAUUGCACUCAACCAUGGUCAAGGGCUCCCCUACAAGCUGGGGAGGACUAACUCCCUUCUCAGCCCAGGGACACAGAAGGUUAGAGCAGCCUGUCCAGUGGGGAUUUGAGCUCAGAGAGGGGAAGCCACUGUCUCAGAGUCACAGAGAAGAUUAGUGGCAGGCCCAGGUCCUGGAUCCGCAAGCUCUUUGUUUCUGAAGAAAUAUUCCACCCCAGGGCAUGAAAGUUAUCUGAGCGCUGACUCCCUGGCAGGUGAGGUCAUUUUGCCCAUUCUCUCCUUUCACCUUCAUUGUGUGUGUGGUUUGUGUAAAUGUACCCAUCGUAUGGUGGAAAACUUAGGCUCAGAGAGAGGCAAAGGCCUGUGCAAGGCUACAGAACUCAGAAGUGCCUGAGCAGAAACAAGGACCAGACAGACUUUCCCUUGACUUUGCUCUAGUCCAUCUGGAGGUGGGGCAAUUUGUUGGGGGACCAGAGGCCAUCAGCAGCCCUCUUGGUGGCCAUGUGGGCUCAGGGGAGAUGUGCAUGAAAAAGCUGCAGGCCAUGAUGCUUUCACCCUCACCCAUUUCUAAAGGGGCAGGAAUCUUUGCAUGGCACAGACGCCUGGUUUGCCAAAAUGACCCUCCCUUCCCUGCCUCUGGCCCCAGAGGUGAGUCACAGGUGGGUGAGGGUGGUGUUAGGCAUGGGCAGGGUGAUGUUGCUAGCACACUCUUCAAGCCCUGCUUCAACCCAGGAAACUGGGUUUGUCAGGCAAAGCCCAGAUAUAUUGUAUCAAAAUCUGGAUUUCAAAUAAUGUUUUCAGGUGAUUUGCAUGCACAUUGAUAAUUUUAACUGGCAGUAAUUCUAUAAUUGAAAGGGAAAAGAAUAUAUAGAUAUAUUGACUUGUCAAAAAGGUACAGUAAAGACUGUAUAUUUCAAGGCAUAUACAUCUUAUCUUACAAAAAAUAACUAAAAACAAUAAUAAAGGGGAUAGGGAAUGAGUUGAAGUAGAAAUUAAACAAAUAGGGCAUAAUUAGUAGAUAUUGAGGCUGAGCAUCAGCUCAUACUAUUUUGGUUAUUGUGUAUAGGUUAAAAUAUUCUCUAAUAAAACACUUGUAUAAAAAGAAAAACUAUAACAUUAGCUCUUAAGAUCGUGGUUAGGUUUGGGGAGGAGGAAAAGAGGAAGGAAGUGGUUUGUGGGCAAAAACAGGGAUAGUUCUAUAGUUACACAAAUGUAUUAGCUUUGUUACAAGUUAUUGAGCGUUACAUUAAUAUUUUAUUGUGCAUAUGUUUCUGUAUGCAUGUUAUACAUCAAUAAAAUUUUAAAUAUUUAUUAUUUAAUCCUAA
Messenger RNA from Macaca mulatta (Rhesus monkey), 3367 nucleotides. The record is from RefSeq and is a predicted model, not a curated record. Lineage: Eukaryota; Metazoa; Chordata; Mammalia; Primates; Cercopithecidae.